GCUCCACCCGUGCCUCCUGGUUGCUCUGUGCUCCACCGUGCCUCCUGGUUGCUCUGUGCUCCACCGUGCCUCCUGGUUGCUCUGUGCUCCACCGUGCCUCCUGGUUGCUCUGUGCUCCACCGUGCCUCCUGGUUGCUCUGUGCUCCACCGUGCCUCCUGGUUGCUCUGUGCUCCACCGUGUCUCCUGUCUGUGUUCCUGUCUCUCUUCCCAUUGCUGUUUUGUCUCUUACAGCGGAUGUCCGUUACUCCGGUCGGGACAGUCUGAUCUUCCUGGUCGAUGCGUCUCAAUCGAUGUUCGAACGCGGGGAGGACGACGAGAUGAGCCCCUUUGACAUGACUCUGCAGUGCGUUCGCAGUGUGUACACCAGCAAGAUCAUCAGCAGUGACAGAGACCUGCUGGCCCUGGUGUUCUUUGGGACGGCCGAGCACAAGAACUCCGUCCCCUUCAAGCAUGUCUAUGUGUACCACGAUCUAGACACGCCAGGGGCCCGUCGGGUGUUAGACCUGCACAGCUUCCAGGGAGAGAAGGGGCAGGCCCUGUUCCGGGAGACGCUGGGCUGCAGCGCCGACUUCUCCCUGCAGGAGGCGCUGUGGGUGUGCUCCAACCUGUUCAGCGACGCGAAGACGCGGCUGAGCCACAAACGGAUCAUGCUGUUCACCAAUCAGGACAGCCCUCACGCGGAGGACAGUGGCAAAGCCAGGCUGGCGCGCAGCAAGGCCAGCGACCUCCGAGACACAGGCGUGAUUCUGGACCUCAUGAACCUGCCGAAGCCGGGCGGGUUCGAUGUCUCGCUCUUCUACCGUGACAUCAUCACCGUGGACGAGAACGAGAACGACCUGGGCCUGCAGCUGGGGGCUUCUGAGAAACUGGAGGACCUGCAAAGGAGGGUGCGGGCCAAGGAGUUGAGGAAGAGGGCGCAGGCCAGGCUGUCCCUGACUCUGGGAGAGGGGGUCUCCCUGGCAGUCGGAGUGUAUAUUCUGGUCCGCAGCGCCACCAAGCCCUACCCUGUCAGGCUGUACCGGGAGACCAACGAGCAGGUCAAGACCAAGACUCGCUGGUUCCACGCGGAGACCGGGAGCCUGCUGCUGCCCAGUGACACCAAGAAAGCGCAGACCUACAGGAACAGGCAGAUCGUGCUAGAGAAGGAGGAGACGGAGGAGGUAAACAAGUUUGACGAGCCGGGGCUGGUUCUGAUUGGGUUCAAACCCCUGGAGCGGCUCGAGAGGCACCAGCACCUGAGACCAGCCCAGUUCAUCUACCCCGAGGAGAACCAGGUCACAGGCAGCUCUAAGCUCUUCACUGCUCUGUUGAUGAGGUGUUUGGAGAGGAAGGUGUUUGCUCUUUGCCGGUACACCCCCCGCAGGAACACCCCUCCUCGAUUUGUAGCGCUGGUUGCUCAGUCAGAGGAGCUCGACAAGAACAGAGUGCAGCUCAGCCCUCCAGGGUUCCAUGUGAUCUUCCUGCCCUACGCUGAUGAUAUCCGCUCCCUGGAUUACCCUGAGAAGACGCUCGCCAGCCCAGAGCAGAUCGACAAGAUGAAGGAGAUCGUGCACAAACUGCGCUUCAAAUACCAGAGCGAGGCCUUUGAGAACCCUGUGAUCCAGCAACACUAUCGAAACCUGGAGGCGCUGGCCCUGGACCUGCUGGAGCCCGAGCAGAUAGAGGACCUCACCCUGCCGAAAACAGAGAUGAUGGACCACAGACUGGGUUCACUGGUUUCUCAGUUCAAGGAGCUGGUCUAUCCACCUGGCUACAAUGCUGAGGGCAAGGGAGCCCAAGUGAAACGCAAGCCUGCAGGGGGCAACGGUGGUGGCACCGCUGAAAAGAAGCCUCGCGCGGGGGUUCCGGAGGAGGAGCUGCGGGCCCACAUGAAGAAUGGCACCCUGGGAAAGCUGACCGUGCCGCUGCUGAAGGAAGCUUGCAAGCAGCUGGGCAUACGGGUCACUGGCACCAAGAAGCAGGAGCUGAUCGAUGCCCUCACAGCACACUUCAACAUCUGAACCACCACAGAUUCAGCGGCUCCAGAUUGCUCUCACGGUGACAAGUCAGUUUUGAAAAGUCUGAAUAAACCAUUAUGAGUUUGAUGGCGCUGAUGAGUUAUCUAUCAGGUUACAAGAACAGCGCUGUAUCAGUUUUGGAUCAGUAGCAUUGAAUCGCUAGCGGUGCAAAAAAGUGUAUUUUUUUAAGCAAAGUUCCUGUAAUGGGGGGGGGGAAUGCUGUAUAUGUUUUAGAAAGAUGAGAAAUUGGGUCAACCUCAUGAUGUCUUAAUAUAGGGUGGUCAGUUGCUUAGAAACAAGCUUAGUCAAGUGAGGGCAUCACCCUAAUUAAGAUGCAUAGUUGAACUGGACCAGGAUAUAAUUCUUUGGGCUCAUUCGGGACUGCGACAACAUCUUCCAAAUUCUGACCUGUGAGAUUUGCUCCCGGUUGACCCUUCUGUAACCGCUGACUAGUAUAUUUUGCCUAGGAGCAUAUGUUGCAAUAACUGUGCUGAUUCUGUGUUUUCAAUAACCAAUGGAUAUUACUUAAUAAACCGUUUAAUUUGAUGAUUCUAAA
Polyodon spathula (Mississippi paddlefish) is the source of this 2554-nucleotide messenger RNA. It is a transcript of the gene xrcc6, whose product is annotated as X-ray repair complementing defective repair in Chinese hamster cells 6. The annotation marks the transcript as partial. NCBI's taxonomy places the organism in Eukaryota, Metazoa, Chordata, Actinopteri, Acipenseriformes, Polyodontidae. The record is from RefSeq and is a predicted model, not a curated record. Gene Ontology annotation, cellular component: nucleus; Ku70:Ku80 complex. Gene Ontology annotation, biological process: telomere maintenance; cellular response to gamma radiation; cellular response to X-ray. Gene Ontology annotation, molecular function: double-stranded DNA binding; telomeric repeat DNA binding; damaged DNA binding. The transcript is spliced from 11 exons.